GCUGCAGCCUGUUGAACAUCGAAGCGGCUCUCGCGCGUUUUGUGUGAUAGUUUUUAGUUUUUAUUUUUCGAUCGUUCGGGAGAUCACCAUGAUACCGCUCGCGAUAUUCCUCUUCUUCCUGGUGCAAUCGUCCUUCGCCGACUUCGAGGACUCGUACGCGGAGCGGGGCUUCAACAGCGCCUACGCCGACGACCUGCGGGAGGCCGAGGACGGCGACCUGGACAAGCGGGACAAUCACUUCAUGCGAUUCGGCAGGAACGACGGCGACUACAAGGCCAAGGAGUACUCCUACGAGGAGUACGACGACGCCGACGCCGACGCCGAGGUGAAGCGCUCGGGGAACCACCACGUCCGGUUCGGGCGGUCCGGGUCCAACGCGUUCAUGCGCUUCGGCCGGAGCCAAGACAGGGGGCGAAAUAAAUCCAUGUUCAUGAGAAUAGGUAGGAAUUUCCAGGAGCAGGACGGUAAAAUUCGCUCGAAACGAUCCGCGCCGCCGAGUCCUGCCGAUCCGGACUAUCCCAAGCGCAAGGAUCAUUUCAUGAGGUUCGGCAAGAGCCCUUCGUUCAUGCGAUACGGCAGGAAUCCUGACCUGGGGAUGGGAUUCAACCGACCAUUCGACCACGGCAAGAUCGAACCUUUCCCGGAUCAUCUCUCGCAGGUGAACGGAUGGGAUCCGAAGGAGAACCAAAUGUUGAGUUUGCUGUUGGCCAAAUUGCUGGCGAGGAGGCAGGAGGCUGCGUCUGAAAACUCGUUGUAAUGGAAUUAAUAAGGCUGUUUUUAUUUCAAGGGAGGCCUAAACCUACUAAAAAAUAUCUAUACGGUGUGGUGUCUAUAUAGAAAUUAAAUCCUAAACGGUGUUGUUUAAAUUCGUUGAAAUGUAUCUCUAAAAUAUAUUUUUCGGUCAACAGUAAUGUGUUUAUCCUAAAUGAUAAUUGAGUGUUUGCUCUAACUUACUGUUAGAUACGUGAAAUUAGUUUUAAUAUUCGC
This is a messenger RNA of Phyllotreta striolata, 987 nucleotides long. The record is from the annotation of a GenBank genome assembly. NCBI's taxonomy places the organism in Eukaryota, Metazoa, Arthropoda, Insecta, Coleoptera, Chrysomelidae.